GAAAGAGGAGACUGCCAAGGAGGGGAGUGGCAAGAACAAUAGUAAAGGGGUGGCAGCAGGGGAAGACUAGGCAAAAGGAGGUGUCACACACACACACAUACAAGGAGCAGGGGGAGCCACUGUGAAGGCUGAAGGGAGAGGCACAACCAAGUAGGAGACUCAGGCAAGACCUUAGACACAGCUGAGGCUUUUCCCAUCCACAAGGAACAUAGACAUGGAGGUCCCACGCCUGAGUCAGCACAUGAGCACCCCGAAUAGUCCCUGCGAGGAAAUGAUCAAGAACCUCAGCCUGGAGAAUAUUCAGCUGUGUGAGAGGGACGGGAAUAAAUCACAGGACAGCGGCAUUGCAGAAAUGGAAGAGCUUCCCGUCCCUCACAACAUCAAAAUCAGCAACAUCACAUGCGACUCCUUCAAGAUCUCUUGGGAUAUGGAUCCCAAAUCCAAGGACCGGAUCACGCACUACUUCGUUGAUUUGAACAAAAAAGAGAACAAGAAUUCCAAUAAGUUUAAACACAAGGACGUUCCUACCAAGCUGGUGGCCAAAGCCGUCCCCCUGCCCAUGACAGUUCGUGGUCACUGGUUUCUGAGCCCAAGAACCGAGUACACGGUGGCUGUCCAGACGGCCUCAAAGCAAGUUGAUGGGGAUUAUGCUGUGUCUGAAUGGAGUGAAAUCAUUGAGUUCUGUACAGCAGAUUACUCCAAAGUGCACCUCACGCAGCUGAUGGAAAAGGCAGAGGCCAUUGCAGGUCGUAUGCUGAAAUUUUCCGUUUUUUAUCGGAACCAACACAAAGAAUAUUUCGACUAUAUUCGCGAGCAUCACGGAAACGUCAUGCAGCCUUCUCCAAAGGACAACAGUGGAAGCCACGGCUCUCCAAUCAGUGCCAAACUGGAAGGAAUCUUCUUCAGCUGCAACACAGAAUUCAAUACGGGGAAACCCCAGCAAGACUCCCCGUAUGGACGCUACCGAGUGGAGAUCCCUGCUGAAAAACUCUUCAACCCAAACACCAACUUGUACUUUGGGGACUUCUACUGUAUGUACACAGCCUACCACUACGUCAUCCUCGUCAUAGCACCCAUGGGUUCCCCAGGAGAUGAGUUCUGUAAGCAGCGUCUGCCUCAGCUGAGUCUAAGCGACAACAAAUUCCUGACCUGCACUCAAGAACACGACGGCCUCGUAUUCCACCAGGCCCAGGAUGUUAUCUUGGAGGUUAUUUACACUGACCCUGUGGAUCUUUCGUGGGGCAACGUGGCGGAAAUCAUCGGUCACCAGCUCAUGAGCUUGUCAACUGCCGACGCAAAGAAAGACCCAAGCUGCAAGACCUGCAACAUUAGCGUCGGACGUUAAAAUUCCCCCCUUGCCCGCCAACAAAGCAGUUAACCUGAACCCAUCCAUCCUUACCAGACAUGAUGUCCGGAAGCAUGCAAAAAUGCAGCUUUGACCAAAAGUGUACACCGAAUCCAGAACACGGUCCCCUUCGCUGCCUGACGAAGCCUGCAAUGCGUUUUUUUCUUUGGCGCCGCCCUGUAGCUCCUCUUGCAGCAAAGGAUUUAAGUAGCUUUUUUUGAAAACUUUUUUUUUAAAAUUACUCGUGAAGUUGCUGCUGCUCUUAACCAUGAUUCUCUGCCAACUGUCAGCUUGGGUGGCCGGGAGGCCCUCUCCGUCAUCCCAAGUGGGGUAAAAGGGGCGGUGGGUGGAUGUCGCUAUAUUUUUGUUGCAGUUUUAAUACUUCCUUUGCCAAAACGUAACGAAACUUUAAGUAGACUGCUUUAGCAAGGUCAAAUAAACCAAUCCUGGCUUUAUCGGGGGGUCUAAAUAGCGAAUAUUUUAAUCUACUAAAAGAACCGACUUAUUGGGAUAACUCUAAAACAGCAUGAGAAAUUGUAACUGCCGCAUGACUGAGCUCUUUAAACCCUAGAUAAUCCGUCGGCAUUCCACCUAGAUGCUCGACCAAGUGUUUUAAAUGUUCAACGAUAUUAGCUACCGAGAAACAGAAAAAAAAAAAAACCCCGCUCUCUCUCUCCCCCAACGUCAUCGAUGAACGAUAGAAAAAUAUUUUAUUUGUACACGUUGUAUAAAAUAUUUACAAUCAUAUAGAAUCUAUAGAGCGCAUUUUAUUAGCAACUGUAUACGUCAUCCGCCAUUCCUCCCUUUAUCGAAGGUGUCGACUGUAAACUUCAUAUAUAGAGUUGUGUAUACGUUCCUGUUGCUUCGAGGAUUUUGAUUAAAAAAAAAAAAAAAAAAUGUGGUUUCCGGGUUCGUAGCGUAUUUUGAUAAAUCGACUCCAUAUCUCAAUGAAAAAAAAGUCACAUAAAGUCUUAGGAUUCCGCAGUCCAUUUUUUUUUUUCCUUCUUCGAUCAAUAAAAGUUUGAAAAUUUC
Molecule: messenger RNA, 2377 nt
Organism: Xenopus laevis (African clawed frog)
Lineage: Eukaryota; Metazoa; Chordata; Amphibia; Anura; Pipidae
Gene: phyhipl.S
Product: phytanoyl-CoA 2-hydroxylase interacting protein-like S homeolog
Cellular component (GO): cytoplasm
Source: RefSeq, marked provisional